GCAUAUUUAGUAAAUGUCAAAUUUUUUUUCAAUUACUUCAUGUGUUUAUUUUUACAUAUUUUAAAUCCUUUAUUGAAAAUCCCGACUCUGCCUCUGAUGAAGACAACCUUUGCCUAUAAAUUUAUGUGAUACAACUCAUAAAAGAUCACUCAAUUCCUUCUACUCUUUACAACUAAAAGAAAAUGGAGGCAAAGUUUGCUCAUAUCAUUCUUUUCUUUCUUCUUGCAUUUUCUUUUGAAACUCUCAUGGCACGAAAAGAAAGUGAUGGGCCAGAAGUCAUAAAACUUCUAAAGGAAUUUGAAUCCGAAUCUUGGUGCAAAGGAAAACAAUUCUGGCCAGAACUUAUUGGUGUACCAACAAAGCUUGCUAAAGAAAUAAUUGGGAAGGAAAAUCCAUCCAUAAAUGAAUUUCCAAUAGUAUUGAAUGGCUCUCCAGUCCCAGCUGAUUUUAGAUGUACUCGUGUUCGUCUUAUUGACAACAUUUUGGGUGUUGUUGUACAAAUUCCUAGGGUGGCUUAAUAUAAUGGAUUAUUGAAGUAAUUAAGCAGCCACAUAUUAAAAAAUAAUUAGGGUUCAUGUUGAUUAUAAUGUCUCCAUGUACUCUUACUAUAUAUAAUGGAAUAAAUAAGUGUGGCUUAGUUAUA
This is a messenger RNA of Solanum lycopersicum (tomato), 643 nucleotides long. RefSeq names its product wound-induced proteinase inhibitor 1-like. Gene Ontology annotation, biological process: response to wounding. Gene Ontology annotation, molecular function: serine-type endopeptidase inhibitor activity. The record is from RefSeq and is a predicted model, not a curated record. NCBI's taxonomy places the organism in Eukaryota, Viridiplantae, Streptophyta, Magnoliopsida, Solanales, Solanaceae.